AUGGAAAACACUUCCAAUUCUGCGUUGCUUGGUAACGCCAACAGAACCAUUCAAAAUAAUGAAAGGAAUGAGGAAUUAGCACAAGCUGAAAUAGGAGUGUCGUCUGCAAUUUUUAUUCUGGCAGUUUUCGGAAAUUCAACUGUUUUCCUGGUGUUUCUUCUGCGCAGGCGCAGUCUCACGCGAAUGCAUCUACUAAUGUUACAUCUAAGUGCAGCUGACCUUUCUGUCGCUUUCUUCAACGUGCUGCCCCAACUCAUCUGGGAUGUGACGUAUGUCUUUUACGGAAAUGACGUCAUAUGUCGCUUUGUGAAGUAUUUCCAGCUCGUGGUUGUGUAUGCUUCGGCGUACGUGCUUGUGAUGACCGCCAUUGACCGGUACUUCGCCAUCUGUCGACCUCUGGUCUCUCACCAAUGGUCAUCCCGGACUGUCCACUACAUGGUAGCUAUUGCCUGGAUCAUAUCACUUAUCCUUAGUCUUCCACAAAUUUACAUAUUUUCCUACAUGGAGCGGACACCAGAAGUGUUCGACUGUUGGGCCACAUUUGACCCGUCGUGGACUUUGGAACUUUACAUUACGUUUAAUUCAGUGACCGUAUACGUCAUACCGAUCAUAAUUUUGACUUUUUGUUAUGGGCGGAUGUGCUAUGCCGUCUGGAAACGAGGCAGGGUUGGGGAACAAAUAGUAUCAUCAACAAAUAUUCAAUGGAAUCAUACAGAUAUGUCGGAGAAAGCUAAAAAUAACCAGGGAAACGACCAAGUCGGAAAGGGAGAUUUACAUGGAAGUUAUCAAUACAGGAAGGGAGGUAGUUCUGACGGCCAUAGUCGCCAUGGACAGCCAAGAGGCGCUAUACCACGUGCGAAGGUUCGCACAGUUCGACUGACACUAACAGUGGUGUUUUGUUUCUUUGUAUGUAGCUCUCCAUUCCACUUCGCUCAGCUGUGGGCUGCGUUCGACCCGUAUGCACCUUUCACUAGUAAGUAG
Mizuhopecten yessoensis (Yesso scallop) is the source of this 981-nucleotide messenger RNA. RefSeq names its product cephalotocin receptor 1-like. Gene Ontology annotation, biological process: G protein-coupled receptor signaling pathway. The coding region runs from base 1 to 981 and encodes 326 amino acids. Gene Ontology annotation, molecular function: vasopressin receptor activity; peptide binding. The record is from RefSeq and is a predicted model, not a curated record. Lineage: Eukaryota; Metazoa; Mollusca; Bivalvia; Pectinida; Pectinidae. Gene Ontology annotation, cellular component: membrane. The transcript has a single exon.